UGACAGUCAGUAAAAUAAUAACCGAACAAGCAAUCGUUUCAACAUUGUGCUUAAGCAGCCUCGAGAAGUUCAUUCAAAGGCAAACAAAUUCAUGGCAUCGGAUCUUAACCCACUUCCAGUUCCCGAACCCAAUAAAGAGGACCUUCAAAUGAUAACCAGCAAUAUGAGCGAGGAGGUAGCAGUUCUUAAAAACACCAAUCAAAAUGUGGCACCGGAAAUGUGCCCACUUCAAAUUACUGAACCCAAGGCAGAGGACAUUCAAGAGAUAUCCAACAGUGUGUCCGACGGGGUAACAAUCACCAAUGAAAAUGAGGCUUCGGAUGUGAUCCCUUUUCCAGAUCCUGAACCCAAUGCAGAGGUUGUCCAAAAUAUAUCCAGCUUUAUGUGUGAGUGGGUUACUCAGCUGAUCUUUUGGCGCAAUUGGCGAAAGUCGAUUCUGGUAUUCGCAGUCCUUCAGUCUAUUAUCUAUGACCUUUCAUCUGAAUCGGCAAUAUCCGUUCUGAACGUGUGGGCUGUGACUGGACUAUGGAUAACGAUCGCCUACCGGUUGUAUGUGCAGUUCCUUCAGUGGUUUGAUAAGACCAAUAUCCAGGGAAAUCCGUAUCAGAAAUAUCUUGACAUGGACAUCAGUAUUCCCGCAGAGCAGUCGAAAGCGCUGGGACUCUUGAUCUCAACCAAAAUUUUUGGGCACCUCGAUAAGCUACGAGCCAUAUUGUUAGUAAAGAGCCCAUGGGAAUCUUUUAAGUGGUUUGUAUUUCUAGUUGGAAUGACCCUGAUUAUGAGGAAUAUAAACUUCACCAUAUUGUUCCAAUUUGUGUUGGUUUUUGUGUUUACAAUUCCCAAAAUGUAUGAGAAGAAAUCAGUGUUCUUGAAUUUUCCAAAACUCCGUAAUUCUGAUGGCGAAGUAAAAUCCAUUAAAUCCAUUAAAUCCGAAAUCCAAGGCGAGAUGGACAUUAAUUCUUCAAAGCAAUCUGAUAAAGUUAUUUUAAAGAAAGAGGAGGGCUCGAAGACCUCAUUCGAGUCAGAUGUAACCCACAAACCCUAUGCUGGUGGCGAUAAUUUUGCAAUCUCUAAGUCUGACGCAGAAGCAUGUGAUGAGUUUGAGCGCCUUGCCGAUUCCUGGACGGAUGAAGAGACACAAGCUGAUACAUAACUCAACAAUUUGGCAAUCUCUAUCUAUAUAUUUUGAGGGGAAAAGAGAUAUUUUAUGCUAUUGCUGAGUUACUAACAACGUUAGUUAUAUUAUAAUAAAAAAGAUUUUUUUCUUUUA
Molecule: messenger RNA, 1270 nt
Organism: Drosophila biarmipes
Lineage: Eukaryota; Metazoa; Arthropoda; Insecta; Diptera; Drosophilidae
Product: reticulon-3
Exons: 2
Coding region: 92-1153 (353 amino acids)
Source: RefSeq, a predicted model, not a curated record